AUGGCCAUUAUCUCAGAUGAUUAUGAUUUGAUUGAGUUCUUUGGCGUUCAAGGAGAGGCCAUGAUAAGGCCUCAAGGUGCCAUGCUUAAUAAAAUGCAAUCAUCAUCUGAAGGAAAAGAGGGUAGAGAAAGAAAAAGAUUUAAAUUUGUGGACAAAUAUCAUCUCCAAGGGAGUUGUUUUAUAAGUGAGGAAGUCUCCAAUUCUCUUCUGUCAAGAGAGAAAACUUCUAGAGCUAUUCACUACCAAGAGGAGCAAAAUCAGAAUGUUUUGAAGAAGAGGGAUGAAAUCAUUGAUGGGAAAAAAGCAGAAGGAUCGCCAGGGCUGCAGCUUGUGUGUUUGCUCCUCAACUGUGCAUCUGCCAUUGCAGAGAAAAACAAAAGCUUGGCAAUGAAUCUGCUCAACAAGCUUUGGUCUAGAGUCAGCAUAAGUGGGAAUUCAAUAGAAAGGGUGGCAGCCUACUUCACAGAAGCCUUGUCAGCCAAGUUUAAGCAAAUCAACCCAUCUUUCUUCUACAACAAAUUGCUCAUUGCAGAGCAGCCAGAUGAGAAAAUGAAAGAGCCUGAGAUGCAGUUUGAUGCCUUGGUAGCCUUUUACAGAGUGUCUCCUUUCUAUCAAUUUGCUCACCUCACUGCCAAUCAAGCCAUAAUUGAAGCUUUUGAAGGGCACAGCCAUUUGCACAUAAUAGACUUUGAUAUCUCCCAUGGUAUUCAGUGGUCUUCUCUGAUUCAGUCCUUGUCUGAAAGGGAAGAUGGUCCAGCCCUUUGUAUAACUGGAUUUGGAAGAGACCUAAAUGUAUUGAAUGCUACUGGAACCCAUCUGAGUAGCUUUGCAAAAAGCCAUGGAUUGACAUCAUUUGAGUUUCACCCAUUUGUUGAAGGCUCUAAGGAAAUCACAGCUGAAAAUCUCCAAAUCAAACAAGAAGAAAUUGUUGCAGUAAACUUGGUGUUGUAUUUGAAUAGGCUGCCAAAUUCUCAGAGUUCUGUAUAUAGUAGGUUAAGAUGCAUCCAGUCUCUGAAACCUGCAAUAGUUGCAGUUGUAGAACAUGAAGCAAACCACACUCCAACCACAUUCUUGACAAGAUUUAUGGAGUCCCUGCAUUACUAUGCAGCACUGUUUGAUUCCUUGGAUGUUUGUCUGCCGUUAAAGAGUGCAGAAAGGUUGAGAAUAGAAAAGUUUCACUUUGGGGAGAAGAUUAAGAUGAGCAUCAGAGAAUUUGAUGGUGGUGUUGAUGAUAUGAUGAAAAGUGUGAGAGAAACCCAUGACAAGUGGGAGACAUGGAAGACGAGAAUGGAAAGAGGAGGAUUUCUGCAGACUGGUUUGAGUAGUCGUUGUGUAAGUCAGGCAAAGCUGCUUUUGCAGGCAAAACAGCAAUGCAACUCAUUUGAAGGAGGGGGAUUUAGGGUUCAUCAGAGAGAUCUUGGCAAAAGCUUGUCUUUGGCUUGGCAAGAUCGUCAAUUAAUUUUAGCCUCUGCAUGGCGUUGUAAAACAUAA
Molecule: messenger RNA, 1491 nt
Organism: Cryptomeria japonica (Japanese cedar)
Lineage: Eukaryota; Viridiplantae; Streptophyta; Pinopsida; Cupressales; Cupressaceae
Product: scarecrow-like protein 18
Exons: 1
Coding region: 1-1491 (496 amino acids)
Biological process (GO): regulation of DNA-templated transcription
Cellular component (GO): nucleus
Molecular function (GO): DNA-binding transcription factor activity; sequence-specific DNA binding
Source: RefSeq, a predicted model, not a curated record